This is a messenger RNA of Musa acuminata subsp. malaccensis (wild Malaysian banana), 763 nucleotides long. Its product is annotated as early nodulin-like protein 19. NCBI's taxonomy places the organism in Eukaryota, Viridiplantae, Streptophyta, Magnoliopsida, Zingiberales, Musaceae. Gene Ontology annotation, molecular function: electron transfer activity. The record is from RefSeq and is a predicted model, not a curated record. Gene Ontology annotation, cellular component: plasma membrane.
CCCCAUAUCACUUCACUGUGCUCUGUCGUCUGUGUACGGCUUCAGCUCGCCCAAAUGGGUUUCCGUCAGCUCCGCCUCCUCCUCCUCCUCCUCUCCGUCGCCGUGGCCUUCGUCUCCGCCACCGACCACAUCGUCGGCGGCCACCUCGGGUGGAACCCCAACAUCAACUACACGCUGUGGGCCAACAACCAGACCUUCUACGUCAACGACCUCAUCUCCUUCAGGUACCAGAAGAACAUGUACAACGUGUUCGAGGUGAACAAGACGGGAUACGACAACUGCACCAUGGACGGCCUCGCCGGCAACUGGAGCUCCGGCAAGGACUUCAUCCCCCUCGACCAGGCCAAGACCUACUACUUCAUCUGCGGCAACGGCUUCUGCUUCAGCGGCAUGAAGGUCUCCGUCACCGUCGUCCACCUCCUCAACGCCUCCUCCGCCGCUCCACCCAACGCCUCCACCCACGGCGCCGCCGGAUCCGCCGCCCCGGGGCUCCGUCCGUGGCCGUCGAACCCCGCGGCUCUCCUCGUCGCCGCCGUGGCUUCGAUGGUGAUCGGAUCUGGUGUCGGUAUCUGAUCCAAGGCGGCCACUUCAUAUGUUUGAUAUCGAUUUGUUCUCGAUCGGUAUGGUCGUAUGUCAUCGUCACCAUUCUUUGUUCUCUAAGAUCGGAUUGUUUGGUAGAAUUGCAUCAUUCUUUGUUCUCUAAGAUCGAAUUGUUUGGUAGAAUUGCUUGUUAAUUUGAUGCUUCUGCUCCUAUGAGUGUUAA